Messenger RNA from Fusarium poae, 864 nucleotides. RefSeq lists its product as uncharacterized. NCBI's taxonomy places the organism in Eukaryota, Fungi, Ascomycota, Sordariomycetes, Hypocreales, Nectriaceae. The transcript has 2 exons. The record is from RefSeq and is a predicted model, not a curated record. Bases 1 to 864 code for a protein of 287 amino acids.
AUGAUUUUGCGACAGCAGCCUACCAGUACGCGGCAAUACACAGGCACAUCUACGCUGACUGGCCCUAUCACUGUAACGACUAUCUCGCCGUCGGGGACUGCGCCUGGAACUGUGAUUGUUGAGACACCUCCACCCCUUCCAACGUUUGAUUGUGACGAAGGUGGAUAUCUCAUCCAAAACAGAGCUCUAUACAGACUCAACCUUGAAACUGGGGAGAACGUACUAGUACGCAACCCCGUUGGCCCGGGAGGCAACAUCAACGGCAUUGGUUAUAACAUUCUGGAUGAUUUGAUCUGGGGCAUGUAUGCGGAUACGUCUAACUUCCGGGUAAUUCGAAUCGGGCCCGACGGAUCUUCCACUUUCAUUGAUGCGACCCUUCCCAGGCCAGACUCUUCUGUCACUGGCGGUACGACUUGGAACGCAGGAGAUGUUGAUCCUGACGGCAAUUUCUGGGUUGCAUCCAACGGACGACAGUGGGCUAGGAUCGAUGCAAAUCCGGCUUCCAGUACAUUCGGAACAGUUCUGCAGCAAGGAACUUCGACAGCAGAAAAUCCUGUGGUGGAUUGGACUUAUGUUCCCGGUGGCGGGCGCUAUCUUUAUGGUCUGGCAUAUACCAGUACCCGAACUAGGUUGGCUAGAUGGAGUCUUGAUACCUUUACUUGGGAGAUCGUGCGAGAUUAUGGAAACAUUGUGGGUUCUAAUCUCUGGGGCGCCAACUAUGCUGUGGGUAAUGGCAUAUUUUAUGCAUCCGAGAACAGUUCCGGAGACAUUUAUCGAUUCGACAUCAAUUCGGGAGCUCCAGUCAAGGUGACGGCUGGUCCAUCCUCUAGUAACAAUGAUGGUGCACGUUGUUUCAAUGCAUAA